AUGGCCUCGCGAAGAAGUUCCAGGCUUCAGGGCCGAGCGGCAAUUGAACCGGCCGAUCCGGCACCAGCUCCAGACCUCACGGUUCAACCAGCGAAGCGCAAAGCUUCAGCAUCCAAGAUAGACGCCUUGUUUCCGCCCAAGGCAAAGCAAGCAAAGCCUCCCAAGGCCCAGGCUGGCAGUAAAGCAAGAAGUACCAAGAAAUCAGCAGUGCAGCCCGUCACUUCGGCCCUUCCACAGGAAGUAUUCGACCUGAUCCUGGACCAGAUAACUGAUCCAUCCACCAUUGGCAAAAUGGCUCGCACCUGCAAGAAAUACCACGCCAUCAUGAUCCCCCGCCUGCAUCAACGCGUCGCCGUCACCGCCAUGUUUCACGCACACAUCCAGAAGCUUAUCCAGUCCAUUGAACCCUACCUGUCCAUAUCUCAAAUGAAGGCCCUGAAGAAGCAAGGGAAAUACAAGGGCCAGCAAGAAACCUACUCCCCCCAUCUUGCCGAGCACCAAGUGCCUGAGUGUGCAUCCUUUGUUCGGCAAAUGAUCAUCGGCGUGUGCGACCCGGGCCGCAAGCACGAGCACAUUGUCCACGCUUAUCUAAACGAGGCCUUCAACAAUAUGAGGAAUCUGCAGAUUGUGGAGACAAUGCUCAUGACCAAGUCGAUUGCCCAGAACCUGGCAUCAAUGGAGCAUCUGCAGGCUCUGAGCAUUGACUUGAGCAAGUUCGACUCCGACGCUAGGCCCUUUCUCAAGAAAAUCAAAAACCUCAAGCAUUUGAGCGUCACGGACAAUUCCUUCUUGAGCCUCAACCAACACGAUCUGAUCCCUCAGAUCAUCGUCAACUCAAGAGCCACACUCCGCAGCUUGAUUGUUAUCAAACCAGACUUUGGCAGCACGCCCACACCAAAGGCACCCGCAAAAGGCCAUGAGUUCCCCAAUCUCAAGUCCCUAUCGCUCGGGAGAACCAAUUUUGACAACGACUUCUCCAAGUGGCUGCAACGCUCAAUCAAUUUCAUGAGCCUGCGUGAGCUAUACCUCCAGCCUCUGGGCGACGGUAAAGCCUCGUUCUUUGACCAUCUGGCCACCCUGGCUGCUUCCAAGGCCUCCUCGGAGAUCGCCCUACGAACCCUCUUUGUGGACUUGUCGGAUGGACACAGCUUCUUGGGGGCGCCAGAAUCGUCUCAGCUGGUCUUCGACGCUAAAAUCAACUUCCUCUCCUCGUUCGACACGCUGACGUCCCUGGAGCUGAGUGACUACAACCAGCACAAGAUCGAUCUUCCCAACCCUGGCAUCCCCGAUACCGUUCUAAACGCCAUCCUGAAGCACAAGGGCCUCAGGACCCUGAAAAUGUCGUACGUCGGCCUCGUUUCUGGCUGCAAGGUUCCCUGUGUCCCUGCGGCAACUCUCACCGCUAUGCUAGACGGAUUGCCUCUGCUGGAAGAAAUCCACUUCGCGCCAGAACUAGAUGAGCUUGACGAAAUCAGCCGCGUCCUCGCUCGUGGUGCCAACUUGAAAUCCAUCACCUGCUACCCGGUUGACCCACCGGGAGUCCUUCGCUCAGAAUCGUCAAGCGAGACGGUUUUGAAAAGCAUUCUCCAGGCUUCCCUGUCCCACAAUGCAGAUGCCAGCAGCAGCAAGGGGCCAUUCGUUUGGGAGGACCACACCAAGCUCCGCGAGAUCUCGGUGGUCCUCAGAUCAUGGCAAGCCAAGUCGCAUUUUGUCGGCAGGACUCCCAAGGGCGCCAAGAAGCCAGAGAUGUUCACGAGCCAGGGCAGGGGCGUCAUGUAUCGCGAUGUGUCUUGGGCAGUGCCGAGCGGGAUCAACCUUGGUUUCGAUCCCACGCACCCAUGGGUUGAGAAAGUGGCUAGAGACAUGGAUUGA
Messenger RNA from Clonostachys solani, 1872 nucleotides. The record is from the annotation of a GenBank genome assembly. Lineage: Eukaryota; Fungi; Ascomycota; Sordariomycetes; Hypocreales; Bionectriaceae.